Molecule: messenger RNA, 1725 nt
Organism: Symbiodinium sp. CCMP2456
Lineage: Eukaryota; Dinophyceae; Suessiales; Symbiodiniaceae
Source: the annotation of a GenBank genome assembly
AUGCUCUGCAGCCUCAGCAAUACGUCCGAGCAUCCGAGACAAGCGGGCUCACAGUGGUCAGCGAUCUCUUUGGGUAAGGCUUUGAGCAGAUUCCGUAGCGCUGGUCGUUGGAGGUCAGCUUUGCAGGAGAUUCAAGAUGCAAAGCACCGGGCACUGAAAACAGAUUUGGUUGUGUUCAACAUCGCCUUGGGUGCCGUUGCAUCUCAUGGCCGUUGGCAGCUGGCGUUGUCAAUGACAGCUUCUGAACAGUCUCCCGACACGUACUCUUGGAACACACUGGCAGGCGCAGUCUCAAAAGGGAAGUUAUGGACCCGUGCGCUGGCCACAUUGCGACUGGUACGUGGGCUGCAGGUUGCGGACACCGUGACAUACAACACAGCUAUUUCCUCCCUGAAGGGACAACCAGCAGGUUGGUUUCGAGCAUCGUCCCUGCUGCUGCAAGUGUCCCUAGCGAAACUCCAACCGGACGUGAUGACCUGUUCCAGCACUGCCGCCUGCGCGCAAGACAUGGGUUCUUCUGGAGAUGCUUGGCGUGACAUCUUGGUGCACUUGGAGACGAGCAGAGGAAGCAGCCUCGCGAAGAGUGUCUACCUGUGGAGUGCAGGCAUGACCUGUGUUAGCAGGGCAAGUCGAUGGGCUUCUGCAUUGGAUCUUUUGCAGGCGGCUCGGCGUUGCAGUUUGCAGCCCAAUGUGGUCAUGCUCUGCGCUGCCACGGCAGCCGGACAAAUCGGUCAUCAGUGGCAACAGACACACACGUCUCUGGAGGCAGCCCGGGCGCAGGAGCUUGCGGUCAACGAUGUCUUCUUUGGUACAAUACUGACGGACACGAGUUGGUCGCGAGCUGUGCAGUGGUUGGAGGACAUGCACAUGUCGACGGUGCGAGCGAGCAGCCUGCUUUUGGCGAUUGCUUCUAGCACGGUUCCCUGGGAGCAGGCGCUGGAAGCUUUGCUUCCCGCAUCAGCUCACGCACAGCUUGCCGUGAACAAUGUCAUCGGUGGUUGUGGGAAGACUGCAUGUUGGCAGGCUGCCAUGGCACUCGUCCAUCGGUUCACGACACAGGAUGCAACUGCACGAGUGACUGCCGUCGGCUUCACUGCAGCUGCCGGAGCUUGCGAGCGAGGGCGGCAAAGAAGGCAAGCCGUCAUGCUCCUGAAAGAGCUUCGCAGAAGACGACUUCAAGGCGACAGAACUUCACAAGGGGCUGCUAUCGCUUUUGCCUCACAGUCCUGGAGAAGAGCACUUUGGCAGCUGGCCGUCGCCAGCACAGAGGAUGCUUCUGCUCGGGGUGAUUGGGUCAUGCAAGGAUCGGCGAUGGCCGCAUGCGGGGAGCGUGGAAAAUGGAUUCUGGUAAUGAGCUUGCUCGAUGCGCACAUGCCCAUCGAACCUGUCAAUGUGGCACUCGAAGCUUGCAAGACCAAGUCGCUAUGGACGGUGGCACUCAGACUGCUGGGCGUGGCGCUCGAAAGAGAGCUGAAAUUGGACGUGCUGACAGCGUCAAGCACACUGUCUGCUUGUGCGCAGUGUUGGCAAGAGAAUCAUUUGUGGCGCUCGACGCUCCAGCUGCUAGACAUGAUGGUCUUGCGACAAGUACGACCCAACUUGCUGUGUUGGCUGGAAGCAAUGCCAAAAGAGCAAGCAUGUCCCAUGUCGCCAAAUCUGCUGCAUAAGCUGCAAGCUGUAGCUAUCGCAUCGUUCGAAAGGUCUGCCGUGAGGCGGGCAGCAUGA